AUGCAGCACCAUGUGGCCGAAUCCGAUACAGUUCUUUCUGAAAGUUCUUCAUGGAAUGAUUCAGAAAACUCUGUGAUUGAUGACAUGUUUGAUCGACUCGCAGUGGCAGUGCAAGGGCUGCUCGCCACAAUGCGGGAUGAACAACGGCCUUACACGGGCUCUUUGUGCACCAGACGACUUCAGGAUCGUAUACAGCGGGCAUUUCCUGUGGAGUAUAGGGCUGUUGUUGACGGUAUUUAUCAAGGCUCAUGGGAACAAUAUUUGAAGGAAAAAGCGGUCGUUUUCUGCUUUACUCAGAAACGGGACAUAAAAAGACCUAACAUUGAGUGGAUGAUAGGGCUUGGAGCAAUGCGGUGCUAUUUUCUGUCGGAGGAUAUUGAGCUUGUGAAUGACAAUGAUGAGCUGCUGGGGUGUUUAGUGCGCGAUCAUUGCAGAGGGAGCUUGGAAAAUAACUGUCGUACCAUUCUCAUGGAGUUGUUUUCCGCGCUUAUCGGUACAGAACCUGUCGAAGAAGAAGAUGACAAGACAUCUUCAGUGGCAGAGUAUGAGCUUGGCAGCUUGGUGCUAUGGAGGCCUGUUCUGAGGAAGCUGUGGCUGCAUCCGAUCAAGGGCAGAAGGGUGCCUCUUCGUGAUCUGGAGCGCCCGUGUCAGCAGCUUGGUUUUCACAUCCGGCUAAGGUGCCGCUGGGCGACGUACGUUGGCAACAAUCUGUUGUUGAAGUACAUUCAUAUCUGUGUACUCCGAGUGUUGCUGAACGUCGUGGGACCUCCCCUGCAGCCCUCCAAGGGCAACCAACAGGAAGACACAGAGGGCACGCUGAUGGUGGGGUUUUCAGAAUCACUUGGAAACUAUAUUGUGUCACUUGAAAAAACGGAUAUGUGGGGCAGAAUACCUCCCAUUCCGAGGAAUUCAUUGCGGCGAGGACGGGUAUGCUCAUGA
Trypanosoma cruzi is the source of this 939-nucleotide messenger RNA. RefSeq lists its product as uncharacterized. The coding region runs from base 1 to 939 and encodes 312 amino acids. Lineage: Eukaryota; Euglenozoa; Kinetoplastea; Trypanosomatida; Trypanosomatidae. The transcript has a single exon. The record is from RefSeq and is a predicted model, not a curated record.